ACCAAACAAAACUCUCAGGUUUCAAAACUAGCUCCAUCUUAUCUUUUGGAUGGAUCAUGUCGGGUCAAUUUUGCCGGUGCAGUUCAUCCUAUGAACAAGAAAAAAAAAAAAGAAAUUACCAUUCCUUAGCAAUUCAGCUAGCAUCAAUUCAUCAAGUCAAUUUUGUCAGAUUACUACCUGACACAAUUACAAAAAGAAAGUUUUGGAGGGACACCAUUCCAUAUCUCCAAUAUGGCCUUAUCUUCUUCAGUAUCUCUCCCCAAAUCUUUGCCUGCAAAUAAAUCAAUCAGAAAACUCCCAAUUCAUCAACCAUCUUCAAACAUUCAAUUUCCAAUCUUUCAAAACCUCUCAAACAAUCCUCUCAUUGAUCAAUGCAGCAGCAGAAGAAGUAGCAGCAGUACUAAAACUAAAGUUUCCUUCUUUCCUGCCUUCUUUACCAAAGGUAAAAAUGCUGAAGCUCUAAAAAUGGAGCUUCUUGAGGCCAUUAAACCCCUUGAUAGAGGAGCUGAUGCCACCCCUGAAGAUCAACAGAGUAUUGAUCAGCUUACUCGCAAGCUUGAAGCGGUGAAUCCAACGAAAGAGCCACUGAAGUCUGAUUUACUGAAUGGGAAAUGGGAGCUCAUUUACACUACCUCGCAAGGAAUCUUACAAACUAAGAGACCUAAAUUCUUAAGAUCAAAAGUGAACUAUCAAGCAAUAAAUGCAGAUACACUUCGGGCCCAGAAUAUGGAAAGUUGGCCAUUUUUUAACCAGGUCACAGCAGAUCUCACUCCGGUCAAUUCAAGAAAAGUAGCUGUGAAAUUUGAUUAUUUCAAAAUAGGAGGGCUGAUACCUGUGAAGGCACCAGAUUCUGCGCGUGGAUCAUUGGAAAUCACUUACUUAGAUGAAGAGUUACGGGUAUCAAGAGGAGACAAAGGAAACUUGUUCGUCUUAAAAAUGGUUGAUCGAUCAUACAGAAUUCCAAGCUAACGAGUAAAUCUGUGAAUGUCAACCGGUCUUAUGUCUGGUCUUCUUCGGGGCAUAUUCAAGACUUCAAUGCUCUAAGCAGUACAUGACUUUUUUCUUCUAUUUUUUUUCCUUCGAUAUACAAAUAAAAUCAGAGAUUAGUCUGAAAAUUGUGUACAAUAUGAUUUUUACAUUACACUCUUAUAGGCUUGUAUAAUACAAAAUGUGAGUGUUGUAUACUUGUAUACACCGAACCGAUGGUGUAUUUCUAAAAUUGUCUAAUUUGAGAAUCAGUCACUAAUUGAUUGUUCAAUAGGUCGGUGCUGGCUUUAUGUAUGCAUUUAUAAUUUGAAUGACAAAAUAUCUUGACUAAUUAAUGGGAAUUGUUAUA
Molecule: messenger RNA, 1336 nt
Organism: Chenopodium quinoa (quinoa)
Lineage: Eukaryota; Viridiplantae; Streptophyta; Magnoliopsida; Caryophyllales; Amaranthaceae
Product: probable plastid-lipid-associated protein 4, chloroplastic
Exons: 6
Coding region: 232-969 (245 amino acids)
Source: RefSeq, a predicted model, not a curated record